This is a messenger RNA of Laetiporus sulphureus 93-53, 1370 nucleotides long. Its product is annotated as glycoside hydrolase family 16 protein. NCBI's taxonomy places the organism in Eukaryota, Fungi, Basidiomycota, Agaricomycetes, Polyporales, Laetiporaceae. Gene Ontology annotation, molecular function: hydrolase activity, hydrolyzing O-glycosyl compounds. The coding region runs from base 157 to 1176 and encodes 339 amino acids. The transcript has 4 exons. The record is from RefSeq and is a predicted model, not a curated record. Gene Ontology annotation, biological process: glucan catabolic process.
UGCGUACAUGCUGCGCUUUAUCUGCAACUCGCCUCUCUUCUUCACCUCCAUUAUUGUCCCUCCUUAGACACACUCUCCUUUUCUCCACCCCUCGUCCGUCGUUGGCCCCUGCUCGUCCUCGUCCUCUUGCUGCACAUCGCACAUUAGAUAUCCGCCAUGAUGCACUCUGCGUUCGCCGCGCUCAUCCUCGCGCUCCCGCUCACUUCCCUCGCCCGUCACGAAGACGGCGCGCUCCGCCGCCGGCACCACAACGUUGCCCGCAGCAGCAGCAACAACGGCCCCACCUACAUGCGCCGCGACUCCAACUACACGCUCCAAAACAAGUUUGUCGGAGAGGACUUCCUCGACUGGAAUUUCUACGACGCGGCUGAUCCUACCUCUGGCCUCGUGGACUACCUCGACGAGGCGGACGCCGUCGCUGCUGGCCUCGCGUCCGUCGACUGCAACAACGUCACCACGCUCAAGAUCGACAACACCGAGACCGUCGCUGCAGGUGGCCUCCGCAAGUCUGUUCGCAUCAGCUCACCCGAGACGUACAACGGCGGCCUGUUCAUCGCCGAUUUCGCUGCCAUGCCCUACGGCUGCGGCAUCUGGCCCGCGUACUGGACCGUCAGCGCCACUGCCACCUGGCCCGCCGGCGGCGAAAUGGACAUCAUCGAGGGUGUGAACCUCAUGACGCAGAACCAAAUCACGCUGCACACGGGCGACACCUGCACGCUCAACAGCACCGCAGCCACGACGGGCUCCAUCAGCUCCACGACCUGCACGAGCAGCGCGGACGCCGACUCGGGCUGCGCCUACACCCAGCCCGGCACCAACUCGUUCGGCGCGGGCUUCAACGCCGCGGGCGGCGGCGUCUUUGCGCACCUCUGGAACAGCGAUGGCAUCACUGUCUGGUUCUUCACGCGCGACGCGAUCCCGAGCGACGUCGCUGGUGGAACGCCCGACCCGACUUCGUGGGGAACCCCCACUGCUAUCUUCCCUGAUACGGGCUGCGAUAUCUCUGCGAGUCUUUACGACCAUACGAUCGUGCUUGAUACUACGAUUUGCGGGGACUGGGCUGGCGCGGUUUACAGCACGUCUGGGUGCCCUGGUACUUGCGACGAGAUCGUCGCGAACGCGACCAACUUUGAUAGUGAGUGCUUGUGCGGUAGUAUCCCCGCUGCGCGUGCCUGACCGCUGCGGUUGCAGAUGCCGCUUGGGAAGUCAACUAUAUCGCCGUCUACCAGUAGACGCGCCUAGCCCGGACCCAGACCUCAACUCCUGUAGUGUGCAUCAUCGCCUUGCUUUGCUUUGCUAACGACAGCGGACACGGCCACGUCCGAACGUUGCUUUUUAUACACAUUCAACACCGCAUAGAUACCAUGCAU